CACGGUGGCAUCACUAACACACAACAAUGGCAUCCCUAGCAGCCGCUUCCCGUGUCGUGCUGCACAUCCUCCCUCUUUUUCUCCUCGCUGCCGGCACCCACGCCGCCACGUUCACCAUCACCAACAAGUGCCAGUUCACCGUGUGGGCGGCGGCCGUGCCGUCCGGCGGUGGCAAGCAGCUGGACCCGGGGGCGCAGCCAUGGAGCAUCGAGGUGCCGGCGGGCACGACGGGCGGGCGCGUGUGGGCGCGCACGGGGUGCAACUUCGACGGGAGCGGCAACGGGCAGUGCCAGACGGGGGACUGCGGCGGCGUGCUGCAGUGCACGGGGUACGGGCAGGCGCCCAACACGCUGGCCGAGUUCGGGCUGAAUAAGUACAUGGGCCAAGACUUCAUCGACAUCUCUGUCAUCGACGGCUUUAACGUGCCCAUGGACUUUCUGCCGGCCGACGGCACAGCCGGGUGCGCCAAGGGCGGGCCGCGGUGCGACGCGGACAUCACGUCACAGUGCCCGUCCGAGCUCCGGGCACCCGGCGGGUGCAACAACGCGUGCACGGUGUUCAAGAAGGACGAGUACUGCUGCACCGGCACGGCGGCGGACAACUGCGGGCCGACCGACUACUCGAGGUUCUUCAAGGGCCAGUGCCCGGACGCCUACAGCUACCCCAAGGAUGAUGCCACCAGCAUCUUCACUUGCCCCGGCGGCACCAACUACCAGGUCGUCUUCUGCCCAUGAUCACGACCAACCUUAUAUAUCCGGACUGAGACUUGGUUAAGUUACCAUCUGUGUAAUGUUACUUGGCGAUACGACAUGUGAACAUCGAGCAUGACAUCACAUGCACGAUCCUAUUGUAAAAGCGUGGGAAUAGGUGAGUUGUGCAAGAAUAAACUGCUCUUGGAGCGAGACACACAUGAUAAUAAUGCUAUUAUAGCAAUACCAUGGACUAUAAAAAUUGAGUUGGAAA
Aegilops tauschii subsp. strangulata is the source of this 963-nucleotide messenger RNA. The record is from RefSeq and is a predicted model, not a curated record. Lineage: Eukaryota; Viridiplantae; Streptophyta; Magnoliopsida; Poales; Poaceae.